ACCCACAAGCUCCUCAACCACAAAUCUCACAACCGGCCAUCUCAAAUCCAGCAUUAAAUCCAACUCAAGCAUCAGCUCUAGCAUCAAAUCCAACUCAAGCAUCAGUUCCAGUAUCUACACCAAUUCCAGAUGUUUCUUCAAGACCAAUAUUUAUCUUUACAGAUUCAAUUCCAUUUUAUGGAAAAAUAGGGUACAAUGUUACAUUUAAUUGGAAAUAUUCAGGACAAUUUGAUUUUUUAACACAAUAUUUGGUAGCAGUUGCCGUAUAUAAUUACAGUACAUAUAUAAAUUGGACAAUUAGUUCAAACUUGUCGACAAGUACUACCACUGUAACAUGGGUCACUUCGACGAUCAUUAAUCCUACUCUAGUUGAAGGUCCAUAUACGUUAAAUAUUUUUAACGGAUCGGAUUAUAAUUUUACAAUUCAAAGACCUGUCGCUCUCACCAAAUUUUCCUUCUUUAUGUAUCAACCUAAACCACAGUGUGUCGAAAGUCGCUUGUUAUCGGCUAUUUUAUAUAUCGAUCGUAGUCGAUGGCGUAUCUUUGGUUGCAUUGAUUGA
Messenger RNA from Cetraspora pellucida, 560 nucleotides. The record is from the annotation of a GenBank genome assembly. NCBI's taxonomy places the organism in Eukaryota, Fungi, Glomeromycota, Glomeromycetes, Diversisporales, Gigasporaceae.